CGUCACUUAUUUGAGAGGUCAUCAUCGGAGGAACCAUUAUGUAUCGGCCCGGCUGAUGUAAAACUUUCUCGAUCGGAAACCACAUAAAAUUCGUUAUUUGUUUAUCGGUCAAACUUCAUAUUCCAUUGCAAUUAGCAUAAUUACCGGCGCUUUUCGUAAACACUGCCCAUCAGCCAAUAAUUACUGUAGACGACGUCUUUAUAAUAGUUAUUACCUGAUCGGUUGUCGACUGGAGAAUUCCAUAACACGAUCGUCGUCGCGAGUGCAGCACACUCGAUUAAUGUUGUUUUCGCGCCCGCUCGCGAAACUCGUACGAUAUUAUUCUGUUACAAUUCAGAACGAAAGCGACCGAAGCCAUCUACCGAGGACGGACGGAAAUUUAGAGAACACAUCAAGAGAAACAACCAUGGCGAAUAUGACGCAAGCAAAAUUGAAUCAUUUCAUGUCUGAAACACAAGAUCAAUUAUUAAAAUUAUUUGAAAAAGAGCUAGUUUUUGAUGAAGUGGUCGACUCGUGGCCGCUUAUGAGUACACCAUGGCCAGUACUCUCAAUAUUAUCUAUGUACUUAUUUUUUGUACUAAAGCUCGGCCCAAAUAUGAUGGAAAACCGGAAACCGUUUAACAUUAAAUAUGUGAUGCUUUUGUAUAAUGCUAUACAAACACUGUAUAAUGGUUGGCUUGUAUGCUGGUUCUUUAUCACGCCUGGAGCAGUGGAUUACCAUUUGAAUCAUUUAUGUCAUCCACUUCCUCGAAAUCUCAAUCAAUUUCUUAUACAUGAACUAAACAAAGGGUCGUGGUUUUUUUUCCUAUCCAAAGUAAUUGAUUUGUUGGACACAGUAUUUUUCGUCUUAAGGAAAAAACAAUCUCAAGUAUCUUUCUUACAUGUCUAUCAUCAUGUAAAUAUGGUAAUCACUUGCUGGGCUUACCUACGGUUCAUAAAAGGAGAGCAACUGAUAUUUGGUGGAAUCAUAAACUCAUUCAUUCAUACGGUUAUGUACAGCUACUACUUCUUGUCGGCUUUGGGUCCACAUAUGCAAAAAUACUUAUGGUGGAAAAAAUACUUGACACGUAUGCAAAUCAUUCAAUUCCUAUCGAUCAUGACAUAUAAUGCUGGCCUGUACUCGUUUAACUGCAGUUUCCCGAGGUUAUUUAUGCUGUACGUGAUUGCCGAUGUUACAUUAUUUUUAUACUUAUUCUUAAUGUUCUAUAAAAGAACGUACGAACAAAAGCUCAAAACAAAAGUUCACGUAAAUUGAACGAACAAGAAAAAAUGCCUACCUUUUCAUUGUUCACGAAAAUGUGAUUUUCUAUAUUUUUUUAUGUUAUUAAUAUCAUUACAAUGGUCUUGUUUUUUCCUAGAAUAAGUAUAUUUAAUAAGGUUGCUUUACAUUAUAUGUUUUGUAAAAUUCACUUAGAGUCAAAGAAUUACAUUGCGACGUGUGAUGUAGUUGAUAUAUGCAUAACAUAUUUGUGGAACAACUACUCAUACAUAUGUGAUUGAUAUUUUAAGGACUUUAUGUGGUUAGAUAAACCUAUCGACUUUUAAUUAGGUAGCUGAAGACAACAAUUGUCUGAAUACCAUGUAUUUAUAUAUAUUUUUUUUUUAUCUUUUUAUCAUUUGUGGAUAACAAUAUUUCAUAUGUUAUUACUUAUUUUAUAUUUAAAAAAAUGUAUAUGUUAUAAACAUUAAACUUAGUGUCUCACA
This is a messenger RNA of Metopolophium dirhodum (rose-grain aphid), 1704 nucleotides long. Its product is annotated as elongation of very long chain fatty acids protein 4-like. Gene Ontology annotation, cellular component: endoplasmic reticulum membrane. Gene Ontology annotation, molecular function: fatty acid elongase activity. Bases 281 to 1255 code for a protein of 324 amino acids. Gene Ontology annotation, biological process: fatty acid elongation, polyunsaturated fatty acid; sphingolipid biosynthetic process; fatty acid elongation, saturated fatty acid. The record is from RefSeq and is a predicted model, not a curated record. The transcript has 8 exons. NCBI's taxonomy places the organism in Eukaryota, Metazoa, Arthropoda, Insecta, Hemiptera, Aphididae.